Molecule: messenger RNA, 1047 nt
Organism: Nannospalax galili (Upper Galilee mountains blind mole rat)
Lineage: Eukaryota; Metazoa; Chordata; Mammalia; Rodentia; Spalacidae
Gene: Aipl1
Product: aryl hydrocarbon receptor interacting protein like 1
Exons: 6
Coding region: 49-1035 (328 amino acids)
Molecular function (GO): protein binding; peptidyl-prolyl cis-trans isomerase activity
Source: RefSeq, a predicted model, not a curated record
CUCUGGUAGGAUUAUCUAAGCCUUGCCAGCCUCUCUUUCACCGGCAGCAUGGACACUGCUCUACUCCUUAAUGUGGAGGGCGUCAAGAAGACCAUUCUACAUGGGGGCACGGGGGAGCUCCCGAACUUCAUCACUGGCUCCCGAGUGACUUUUCAUUUCCGCACCAUGAAGUGCGACGAGGAGUGCACGGUGAUCGAUGACAGCAGGCAGGUGGGCCAGGCCAUGAGCAUCAUCAUCGGAAACAUGUUCAAGCUGGAGGUGUGGGAGACGCUGCUGUCAUCCAUGAGGCUUGGGGAGGUGGCUGAGUUCUGGUGUGACACCAUUCACACGGGACUCUACCCCAUGCUAUCCCGAAGCCUACGGCAGGUAGCUGAGGGCAAGGACCCCACAGACUGGCAUGUGCACACAUGCGGGCUGGCCAACAUGUUUGCGUACCACACGCUGGGUUACGAGGAUCUGGACGAACUGCAGAAGGAGCCUCAGCCACUGAUCUUUCUGAUAGAACUUCUGCAGGUGGAGGCUCCUAGCGAGUACCAGAGGGAAACAUGGAGCCUGAACAAUGAGGAGAGGAUGCAGGCUGUGCCCAUCCUUCACGGAGAAGGAAACCGACUCUUCAAGCUGGGCCGCUAUGACCAGGCCGCCACCAAAUACCAGGAGGCCAUCGCGUGCCUGAGGAACCUGCAGACCAAGGAGAAGCCCUGGGAGGUGCAAUGGUUGAAGCAAGAGAAGAUGAUCAACACCCUGAUUCUCAACUACUGCCAGUGCCUGUUGAAGAAGGAGGAGUUCUACGAGGUGCUGGAGCACACUAGCGACAUCCUGCGCCACCACCCAGGGACCGCGAAGGCUUAUUACUUGCGCGCACGUGCUCAUGCUGAGGUGUGGAACGCAGCAGAGGCCAAGGCUGACCUGGAGAAAGUUCUCGAGCUGGAGCCUUCCAUGCGCAGGGCUGUGCUCAGGGAGCUGCAGCUGCUGGAGAGCCGCCUGGCAGACCAGCAGGAGGAGGAGCGGCGGCGCUGCAGGAGCAUGCUGGGUUAGGGAGCUGGGCUG